Molecule: messenger RNA, 2584 nt
Organism: Schistocerca piceifrons (Central American locust)
Lineage: Eukaryota; Metazoa; Arthropoda; Insecta; Orthoptera; Acrididae
Product: zinc finger protein 83-like
Exons: 7
Coding region: 786-1955 (389 amino acids)
Biological process (GO): regulation of transcription by RNA polymerase II
Molecular function (GO): DNA-binding transcription factor activity; RNA polymerase II cis-regulatory region sequence-specific DNA binding
Source: RefSeq, a predicted model, not a curated record
AUGGUGGGAAUGUUUAUGUGUACAUUGCCGCGAUCUUGAAUUUUGCAGAAAUACAUGUGUCGUAAUAAUAAUAAAAAAUAAAAUUACAGGCUGACGCUGAUAGUCACAUAUACACUUAUCUCAACGUUGUAAACCCGAGAAAUAGUUGGUGAUUAUUCGUAAAGCGAUUUUAUCAACAUCGUGCAUUUUUGGUCAACGUAACGUCGAAAAUAUACUGUUUUGAUCUUGUUGGCUCAACGCGCUCCAAAGUAAUCGUAAUCGUCAAUUAUGGUGGUUGAAUUAGUGUUGACAGUUUCGAUGUAUAGGACAGCUAGCUGAUAUCAUGUGAUUGUUAUAUUUACCAGUACAAACAAUUCUAGUUUCAAUAUGCAUCUAAGUAUUUUAGAUAGGCCUCCGUUUUCUUAAACCAUCACAAAUUACGCGUAUUGUGGUGCAAUUAACUGGUGCAAUAAUGAUUUAAAUAAUGAGUUCUUAACUGAAGUAGCGGUUAUAAUACUGCAUAUGGCUGUUGUAUCGUGUUGUGUCAUGUGAAGAACAAACAGUAAACGCCACGAUAGAUAGGCCCAGUGCAUUUCGCGUGUCUGCCCAAAUUGAAACUAGAAUUGCAGCAGCUAUGGAACAUGAAGCAAUUGGUUGGGUGAAAAAAGAAGUGAUGCAAUUGGAACCUAGCUCCGCGAAGCAGUGAUACCUGGUUGUUCCUUGGCUUCUUGUCCAUUAUCACCGCCCACAUCACUAAGCUCCUAGAAGAGCCAUCAGGAAUCGCAACUUCAAGUGAGGAUGUAAAAAUGGAUCCAGAACUAAAAGUAGAAGUGACUGCUAGUGAAUGGAAUGUUCCUGAAGAGCCAUUAGCAGUCUCAGAGUUCACUAGCUGCAUUAAAGAGGAACCAGACCUAGAUUUAGGGAUCGACACAACUGACAGUAAUGUCAUCUCAAAUGUCCAAUGGAAACUACGUGCUUCUUCCUUCUGCAGUGCAAGUAAUAUGAGCGUGAUGGGGAAUAACUGUGGUGACUUCACCUGUAGUACAUGCCUACAAAGAUUUUCAUCAAAAUACAGCCUCAUAAUGCAUGUGUUCAUUCAUAUUGAUGCUGUGGAUGUGCCAUCACAUGUUUGUAGAUGUUGUGGUGAAGUGUUUCACAGUGAUGAUUGUCUGAAUAAGCACAUGAUGAAAAAAGAGGAAGAUAGGACUCUAAUUGCUCACCCACUUGCUGACACAAGGAAGUUACAUAAAUGUAGUGGUAUGUGUUCAUGUGGGCAGUUUACAAACAUUGAUCAUGUAUCACAGAGGUGUUAUAGUGAACCCGAUAACUACUCCCUUUGUCGAAACAACUCUAAAUUAGUUUCUACAUGCACGGUACACACAAAGCCACAUAAAUGUGGCAAAUGUUGCAAAUCCUUUGCUUAUGCUUCUCGUCUCCAAGCCCAUGCUGUAGUGCAUUCUGGAAUAAAGUCAUACAAAUGUGAUGUUUGUGGCAAACUGUUUGCAAGAUGUGAUCAUCUUAAAAAUCACAAAUUAGUGCAUUCUAAAGUAAAGUCAUACAAAUGUGAUGUUUGUGGCAAACUGUUUGCUAGAGUUCAUAAUCUCAAGAAUCAUUCUUUAGUGCAUUCUGGAGUGAAAUCAUACAAAUGUGAUACUUGUGGCAAAUUGUUUGCUCGAGUUCAUAAUCUCAAUGCCCAUACAGUAAUGCAUCUUGGGGUGAAAUCACACAAAUGUCAUGUUUGUGAAAAAUUGUUUACUAGAAUUGAUAAUCUCAAAAGCCAUAUCCUUUUGCAUUCUAAAGUGAAGUCGCAUAAAUGUAAUGUUUGUGGCAAAAUGUUUGCUAGAGCUGAUUAUCUCAAAUACCAUGAGGAAGCACUGCAUCCUGGCAUGAAGCCACAUAAAUGUGAUGUUUGUGGCGAAUGUUUUGCUACCCUUCGUGAUGUCAAGUACCAUUUAUUAGUACAUUCUGGGGCAUAAUCACGGCAGUGUAAUGUGCUUCAUAAUUUAUUUACUGGAAUUGGUGUACUUAAUGUCCAUUUAGUAGCGCAUUCUCAUAUCAAGGAAAUCUUUUCCAAGGAUUUCUUUGUCUCAAAAUUCAUAUGCUAGUUGCAUUCGUAAAUUAAGAGACAUGUAGCUUCAGAUAAAAUAAUGAAAGAUGCUCAUACUAGUUGUGUGCACACAAAGUUUGCACUUAGUUAAUUGUUUGAACAUUAUUGUGAGAUUUGCCAUGGGAGUUUUAUUUGUGUGUGUGAAUCUGUCCUCCUUUGUCACAAUAAAUAUCCAUAUUUUUUUGUGACACAUAUGUUUUGUAUGUGUAAGCAGACGAAAGUGGAUAUAAAAAAGAUAAUCUCUGUUGCUGUAGUUUUGUUCAAUAACUUGUUUAUAGCAUUGAUGUGCAGCUGUUCGGAGAUUCUGGCAAGCGUGCUUAAGAUUAAUAUUUGAGUCCUUUUAUUUGUCUAAAAGGAUAGAAAAGCAUGUGUGCAGUGGGAGAGUUGUACUGGAAUGUGUAGUUAGUUAAAAAGUGCCAUAUAAUGUUAAAAUUCAGUUCCAGGACUGACUUUUGCCAUGCCCAAUGUUUCUUGUAAUAUGUAAAGUACAUAAAUACC